This is a messenger RNA of Danio aesculapii, 564 nucleotides long. RefSeq names its product ADP ribosylation factor like GTPase 3, like 1 (gene arl3l1). Lineage: Eukaryota; Metazoa; Chordata; Actinopteri; Cypriniformes; Danionidae. The transcript is spliced from 6 exons. Gene Ontology annotation, biological process: cilium assembly. Gene Ontology annotation, cellular component: microtubule cytoskeleton; cytoplasm. The coding region runs from base 1 to 564 and encodes 187 amino acids. Gene Ontology annotation, molecular function: GTPase activity; GTP binding. The record is from RefSeq and is a predicted model, not a curated record.
AUGGGAGAAGUCCAAAAGGGUUUGUUUUCAGUCAUCGAGAAGCUAAAGGGAACUACAGAGCAAGAGCUUCGGAUAGUCCUUCUUGGUCUGGAUAAUGCUGGAAAAACCACUUUGUUAAAACAACUUGCCUCUGAAGACGUGAACACCAUUACACCGACUCAGGGUUUUAACAUUAAAAGUGUAACUUGUGAUGGCAUGAAGCUGAACGUGUGGGACAUUGGAGGGCAGAGGAAGAUUCGCCCCUUCUGGAAGAAGUACCUAGAAAACACUGAUUUACUGAUCUACGUGAUUGAUAGUGCAGACAAAAAGAGAUUUGAGGAAACGGGACUGGAGCUGUCGGAGCUCAUUGAUGAGGAGAACCUGAAAGGUGUGCCAUUGCUCAUCUUUGCCAAUAAACAGGAUUUGGCCACAGCCUCGCCAGCCAGUGAAAUCGCUGAAGGUCUCAACCUGCACACAUACCGGGACAGAGAGUGGCAGAUCCAGGCCUGUUCUGCUGUAUCUGGAGAGGGUGUACAGGACGGCAUGAACUGGAUCAGCAACAAUAUUGUAAAUAAGAAGAAAUGA